Molecule: messenger RNA, 927 nt
Organism: Ochotona curzoniae (black-lipped pika)
Lineage: Eukaryota; Metazoa; Chordata; Mammalia; Lagomorpha; Ochotonidae
Product: olfactory receptor 151-like
Exons: 1
Coding region: 1-927 (308 amino acids)
Biological process (GO): G protein-coupled receptor signaling pathway; sensory perception of smell
Cellular component (GO): membrane
Molecular function (GO): odorant binding; G protein-coupled receptor activity; olfactory receptor activity
Source: RefSeq, a predicted model, not a curated record
AUGAUUGGAUGCAAUGACUCCACUAUGAAUGGAUUUGUCCUUGAAGGAUUAACAAAUCAACCAACACUGCAGUUGCCCCUCUUCCUCUUCUUCCUGGGCAUAUAUGGGGUCACCAUAGUAGCAAAUCUAGGUAUGAUCUUCCUUAUCACUUUCAAUACUAAGUUCCAAUCUCCCAUGUACUUUUUUCUUGGUAAUUUGUCAUUCUUGGAUCUCUUCUACUCCUCAGUUGUUACCCCAAAACUUCUAGGUAACUUUGUAUGGGAAGAGAAUGUCAUCUCUUAUCCCGGAUGUAUGGCACAGCUCUUUUUCUUCUGUGUGUUUGCCAUUGCUGAGUGCUAUAUGCUGACUGCCAUGGCUUAUGAUAGAUUUGUAGCUAUCUGUAGCCCACUGCUGUACAAUGUCACUAUGUCUCGAAAGGUCUGCAUUGGGUUGGUGACUGGAGUAUACGUCACAGCAACCCUUGGAGCUGCAGCUCACACUAUCUCCAUGGCCCAACUUUGCUUUUGCAAGCAGACUCUCAUCCACCAUUACUUCUGUGACAUACUUCCUCUCCUAACACUCUCUUGCUCCAGCACCUAUGUCAACAAGCUUCUGGUGAUACUUGUCGGUGGAUUCAAUGUGUUAGCAACCACUGUUGCCAUCGGCAUCUCUUAUGCCUUCAUACUCUCCAACAUUCUCCGGAUACCCUCCGCAGAGGGUAGGUCCAAAGCUUUUAGUACCUGUGGCUCUCAUCUUACAGCAGUUGGGGUGUUCUAUGGAUCUAUCACAUUUAUGUAUUUUAAGCCACCAUCUAGUAGCAGCAUGGCCCAGGAAAAGGUGGCUUCUGUAUUCUACACCACAGUGAUUCCCAUGCUGAACCCCUUGAUCUACAGCCUGAGGAAUAAAGAUGUAAAGAAUGUGCUGGGCAGAGCAAUGAGGAGGAGGUAA